This is a messenger RNA of Cladophialophora yegresii CBS 114405, 363 nucleotides long. RefSeq names its product prefoldin subunit 1. Lineage: Eukaryota; Fungi; Ascomycota; Eurotiomycetes; Chaetothyriales; Herpotrichiellaceae. The transcript is spliced from 3 exons. Gene Ontology annotation, biological process: protein folding. Gene Ontology annotation, cellular component: prefoldin complex; cytoplasm. Bases 1 to 363 code for a protein of 120 amino acids. Gene Ontology annotation, molecular function: protein folding chaperone. The record is from RefSeq and is a predicted model, not a curated record.
AUGGCGAUACCGAACGCGGCACUUCAGAAGUUACUUCAGGAGGUCGAAGCACAGGCCGUGCUUUCCCAACAGAAGAUCACACAGACACAGGCAGAACUCACUGCAAAACGCCGUGACGCCAGAUUGAACCAAUUAACUUCCAAUGAGCUCAAAUCUCUGUCUAAAGACACGAAUGUUUACGAAGGUGUUGGGAAAUUGUUCGUUGCUGUGCCCAUGACAGCGCUCAAUGAACGGUUAUCGUCUGAGUCGGCUGCUCUGCAGAAGAUUAUCGCCGACCUGGACAAGAAACUACACUACCAAGAGACAACAUUCAAGAACAGUCGACAACAUAUUGAGAAGAUCCUGCAAACUGGUGCUCGCUGA